This is a messenger RNA of Choloepus didactylus (southern two-toed sloth), 1687 nucleotides long. RefSeq names its product protein FAM98B-like. The transcript has a single exon. Gene Ontology annotation, cellular component: tRNA-splicing ligase complex. Lineage: Eukaryota; Metazoa; Chordata; Mammalia; Pilosa; Megalonychidae. The record is from RefSeq and is a predicted model, not a curated record.
UCCAACUGAAUCCACACUAAUAUGUCUGUUCCCACAAGAAUGCAUUAAAGAAUAUGGCUUUUUCUGGGGAACAUAAUAUAUACAAACCAGUACAGCUAUUAUUGGGCAUUUUGAUUGUUUCUCAUCUUGGAUAGUAUAAAUACCAUGCAAAUAAACAUUGUUGGACAUAAAUCUAUUUUCUGAAUUUUAUGUUACUUUCUGAAAAUGAUUUCCAGGGCAGAAUCAUUUGGUCAAAUAAUCAAACAUUGUAAGACUCUUAUAUAUACUGCCAAAGUAGUAUCCAAGUGUGUUGAACUAGUUAAAAACUUUACCAGCAGUAACUCAGAGUGCCAUGGAAAUAUCAAUUAAAAAUCUAGAUAUUCAGAGGAAAUACCAUAUUCAGAAAUGUUUGGCAAGAAUAAUCAGUCUGGGCGGAACAACUUUGGGCCCAAACACCAUGAGAGGGCCGGAGCCAGGUCCAGAACCGACGAUGGAGGGAGAAGUGCUGGACACACUAGAGACGCUGGGGUAUCAGGGACCACUGUUAGAAGAGCAAACCCUUGGCAAAGCAGCAGAGGGUGGACUAUCUUCACCUGAAUUUUCAGAGCUCUGUGUUUGGUUAAGCUUUCAAAUAAAAUCGUUGUGCGACUUGGAAGAAAGUAUCCCUUUAGCUGGGAAAGAUCAUCUAGAAAGUUUCCAGCUUGAGAUAAGUGGUUUUUUCAAAGAAAUGGCAUGUCCAUUUUCUGUACUAAUUUCAGGAGAUAUUAAAGACUGUUUGAAAAAGAAGGAAUACUGUUUGAAACUUCUAUUAUUUUUAAGUACAGAGCUUCAAGCUUUACAGAUCUUACAGAACAAGAAAUGUAAAAAUUCUCAGUUAGAUAAAAAUAGCGAAAUUUAUCAGGAAGUUCAAGCUAUCAGUGAUACCCUUGGUGUACCCACGUCAACAACUUCUGACAUUCCACUUAUGCUAAACCAAGUGGAAUCAAAGGUUAAGGAUAUCCUCUCAAAAGUCCAGAAAAAUCAUGUGGGAAAACCACUGCUGAAAAUUAACUUAAAUCCGGAACAGGCGGAACAACUGGAAAGAAUCAGCGAUGCUCUUUACUGUGAAUACGAAUGUCGUCGGCGGAUGGUAAUGAAACGAUUAGAUGUGACAGUGCAGUCCUUUGGAUGGUCCGAUAGAGCAAACAUAAAAGCAGAUGACAUAGCAAGAAUUUACCAGCCUAAGCAUUAUGCUUUGUCACCCAAGACAACUAUUACAUUAGCACAUCUACUUGCUGCUCAUGAAGAUCUAUCCAAGAUCAUUAGAACAAGUAGCGGCGCUACCUGGGAGAAGACAGCUUAUGCCAGUAGCAGGUUGCUGAUGGGAAGGGUGCCUGACAGGGGAGGAAGGCCAAAUGAAAUUGAACCACCACCCCCUAAAAUGCCCCCUUGGCAGAAGAGACAAGAAAGCUGUGGAAGGGGUGGUUGGGGUGGUGGUGGUGGUAGAGGAGGUGGUGGGGGUAGUUGGGGUGGCUAGGGAAGUGGAGGGGGUUGGGGAGGUGGGGGAGGUGGAGGGGGUUGGAGAGGAGGAAGUGGUGGAGGCGGUGGUAGAGGAGGGGGUUUCCAAGGCGGGGGAGAUUAUGGAGGAAGAGGAGGCUAUGGGGUAAGAGGUUAUGGAGAUCCAUAUGGAGGAGGUGGUGGUGGUGGUGGAGGAUAUAGAAGAUAUUAA